AGUAUAGGAUUUGAAUGCUAAAACAAGCUGCUGAGGUCCAAAAAUGAUAAAUUGGUUGUUGUGUUUGAGGUCCAGAGUUUAUAAUAUCUACAAGACGUAUUUGUAUUCCCCCGUUUGUUUACUUUUUCACCGGCCUGCCACAUGGUGGAGGUAGAGGACCAAGCCCCUCUGAUGCACGACGGGGUUCUAUAGAACAAGAAGAAGCUAGGUGUGUGCGCAGUGUGCGUACAUGUCUGACGGAUAAAAAAAAGCCAGACUUAGAAAUAUCCGUUGAUUUGAUUUCCUCUUACCUGGUGUUCUAUCGUUUAUUUCCUCGUUUCCUACGCGAUCAUUUUUAUCAAUUUCUUAACUACUUCAUGUUCCGUGCAGCUGCAUGCAAACGUUUGUGUUUACGAUUGCACACAAUGCAACGGAAUGCUAGCAGGCUAAUGGUUGGCUAGCUAUUUGGGUUGUUGUCCCGAAGACAUUACACGGACUGCUGUUAUUACACACCAUGGUGGAUCGGCUGUUGAAGACCUGAAACCCAAACGCAGACACUUUCUGCUGUGAACUUUUUACGGAUAAAAGAGUGCAGGUUGCAUGUCUGAUUUCUGGUCGGACGCACCUUAUCUAAGCAAUUAGCUCACUGCUACAGCCAAACGAAAAACAUUACGGAAUCAUUUCAGGCAGUUUCAUUGCUGUUAACGUUAAGUUAUUUCCAUUAGCACGAGAUUUUUUUUUCAUUUGUGGAAAAUCUGUUGUAUAUUUGAGAAUGUUCAAAAAUUGGGGAAAGCGAAAUAAAUACGGCACGGCGCCAAAGCGCGUUGAAUCAACUAAGACGCGCCAACCCUUCCUGGAUGACAGUGACGAAGAGUCCUUGGCCAGUACCACAAGUGUAAGUUGUUCAGAGAGCGAGUUUGACCCCAGCGGAUCUGACACCUCCAACGACUCGGAUACGAAACGGAAGAGCUCUGACAACAGUGGUGAUAGCAGCGAGAGUGAGGAGAAAGUGGUUUCUCGGACCAGUCGAAAGCGCUCAUCCACAAGUGCCACAGCGCUGAACGACAGCUCAAGUGAUUCAGACAGUGACGUUGAAGUACCUGUCAGAAAAAUAGACAAGACAAAGAGGUUCAAGAGGAUAAAAACAGAUGAAGAUACCAAGCAAACGGACGCUAAACGGAGAGAGCGACAACGCAAACUCGCUGAAUUGGUUGAAAGGAGAAAAAAAGGUGUCUCUAGGUCCCGAAGACGGCGAGCUUCAUCGGAGGAGUCGGAGGCCGACGAACCCAAGAAUCCCAAAGAGGCUAGUGACAAACAAAAAGAUGAAGAGAAAAAAGAGGAGAGUGAAGAAGACCCUGCACCUCCCACAAUGGUGCGAAGCAGUGAUGAGGACAGUGUGUCAGAAAACGACAGUCUCAAAGACUUCAUAGUGGAAGAGGAGGGAAAGGCAGAUAAAAAUGACGGUGAAGACACAGAAAAGACAGAUGUACUCUCUCAGCUUCCAUCAGAGUUUAUUACCAGGUCCCCACUCAUUCACUUUCAAGUGGUGGUCAAAUCUUUGCUGAUAAAUGUCCUGGAUGAGAACUUCUUGAAGUCCCUGUACGAUGGCGAGCGAACCAAGCGCUAUGCAUUGGAGAUGAAGGAGUCUUUGCACUACUUUGACGAGAGGUUGGUCCUCCCGCGGCUGGAGAACCUUAAACUUCGGAGCCGCUGGAAGGAGCGCUACAAAGAGCGCGUCGAAUGCUAUCCGGAAGUGCGUGUAAAACUCACUCAAAGCGGACGAAGGUGUGAGGCUUGCGAGCUAGACCGCACCGGACGUUUCUCCGUGGUGCUUUCCGGGCAGCUCUACCACGCUAAAACUUUGGAGGAGGACCAGUUUAUGCCUGAAGACAAGCAGAGCUUCUGUGUCGGCUCUGUCUGCGCCAACCGAACAGAGGUGUACCACGCGCUAAAGCACUUCAAAUACCAUCUUUUUGUGGGCUGCCGCACAGUGAUAGAGGAACACGCGAAGAAAAUAAAAGAUGGAGAACACGGAGCUGAAGAGGAAGCUGUGAAGGAGACUGUCAAGAAAGUGUUUGCGUCCCUCCUCCAGAACGGCUGGAUCAAUGAGCAAUAUGACAGUCUUCAGGAGCACCUCAACAAGGCAGACUUCUUCCAAGAGGAGAAGUUGGAUUAAACCAUCAAUGAUUUAGAAGUUUUCAAAGCAGACUGGUUUUUGUUGGACUUGAUUAAAAAGAACUCCAUUCACCACACCCACUAACCCAUACAUACAGACACACCUACAUAUUCUUUUUAACAAGGAUUCAAGUUUUACCUUGAUUUUAUCACGUCUUUGGAAGUCAUUCAAUGCUCUUUAUCAUUUAUGCUCUGCUUUCUAAUAAAAUUUAGCCAGUGACCAUUUGUUAUCUUAAUGGCAUAACGUAACUUUACUCUUUUAAGAUCUUUUAAUAGUUCAUGUAGGAUCCUCCCAUUUAUGUAUAGCAGUAAUAAAGUAAAAAGAUAAAUCAA
Messenger RNA from Clupea harengus (Atlantic herring), 2487 nucleotides. It is a transcript of the gene ccdc82, whose product is annotated as coiled-coil domain containing 82. The record is from RefSeq and is a predicted model, not a curated record. Lineage: Eukaryota; Metazoa; Chordata; Actinopteri; Clupeiformes; Clupeidae. Gene Ontology annotation, cellular component: nucleus.